UAACUUUUUAUACAAUUUUCGUAAAUGUCUUAAGAAAAAUCCAGCUUUUCCGCAGUUCAUAACUGCAAGACGUGAUAUGACUCGUAAUGAACUAAAUAUAUUGUAUAACUUGCGAAAGCAAGCAUUUUCUAUGAAUCAGGCCGAGAACAUGUUUAAGUACAUAGUUGUCGACCUGUCAAUAAUUACACUCAAAAAUCCACAACCGCUCAGGGCAACCAAAAAUAAAUAG
Messenger RNA from Meloidogyne enterolobii, 229 nucleotides. Lineage: Eukaryota; Metazoa; Nematoda; Chromadorea; Rhabditida; Meloidogynidae. The record is from the annotation of a GenBank genome assembly.